This is a messenger RNA of Durusdinium trenchii, 1447 nucleotides long. The record is from the annotation of a GenBank genome assembly. Lineage: Eukaryota; Dinophyceae; Suessiales; Symbiodiniaceae.
AGUUUCUGCCCAAGCUGGUCCCCAGUGUUGACCUGCAGAGAUGGUGGUGGAGACGGCCGCCAAGCCUCCUGGCAAAGCUGUCAAGCCAGAUGAUCCGACCGUGGUCAUAUCGAAGAUGCUUUCCUGGCUUCUGCGGCAUGGAAUCAAGCACAAGAGCGUGGGCUUGACCUCAGACAGCGCAGAUGGCUGGGUGAAGGUGAACGACGUAUUGGCAUCUGACUACUUCAAGGACAUGACUCGGGAGAUUCUGAUGAAGGUGAUUGUCGACUCGAAUGCGCAGAAGCUCCGCUAUCAACUGAGCCCGGACUGUGUGUACAUCCGAGCGUACAACAAGGAUGAGAAGAAGGCUUUCAAAGAAGGCGCGACAAGCGCUGCCGCAGCGUCAGUGCCAUCCCCUGAAAAGAAAGGAGGUGCGGUGACAGGAACACUUCGAGGUGAUGCUCCUGAAUUCGUUCCAUCCUCCAAUCCUUUGCUGCCACCAAUGCAAGCCGCAGGCUACCCUCCAUUUCCGCUGCCCUUUCCCUAUCCACAACUCGGUCAACAACCGACCAUGAUGCCCCCCUACAUUCCAGUUCAGGUGCAGCACAAAGGCGCAGCGACGGGAAAUGUUACACGCGAACUUGGAAGAAUAAAGUCCUUCUACGAUGAUAAAGGAUAUGGAUUCAUUGAGUGUCCAAGAGUCACGCAACAAUUUGGCCGAGAUCUCUUUGUUCACAAGGCUCAACUAAAUGGCUUCAAAGUGGGUGAUGAGGUGACCCUGACAGUGACUGUGAACGAGGCAGGCAUGCCACAGGCACAAGAUCUACAAUCUGCCACAGGAUCUCCAGCACCAAAGGGAAAAGGCAAGGGAAAGGAGAAAGGGAAGGAAAGGGGUAAGGAUAAGGGAGAAGGCAAGGGCAAAGAAGGCAAAGGAAAGGGCGAGGGCAAAGGGAAGGCAGAUGGUAAAGGCAAGGCAGAAGGCAAAGGCAAGACCAAGGACGGAAAGAAGAAGAAAAAAGAAGAGAAGAAAGAAGAAGCUGAAGCAGCCGCUGAGGACUAGCUCACAUGACGCCUGGCUACAACAGGCGAAUAUGUCCAUAGAGCGCUUGAGAAACAGUGCAGUCAGAAAAGUCAAGGCAGCCCGAAACAAGUUCAACGAGUGUGGGCUGAUCUUCAACCGUUUUCUCUUCUGGGGGCACAAGACUCAAGGCUCUUCGGUUGCCUUGCAGCUCUUGAAGGCUGCAGUGUGGCCACAGUGUCACUAUCAUUUGGUCAAAAUUUGACAAAACGCCUUUGACCGCCUUUGACGGCUUUAUCUAUUUGCCCUCAAUGACGAGGGAGUGAUCCUUUCGCCUUUCAGACAUGAUGCGCCUCAGACAGGUGCAGUCAGCCGUUUAACACGCAGACUGAUCAUCCGACAUGCUUACUCAAAAUUAAGUAUUUUGGUAACUGCUUGUGUACUUUCGGC